AUCUCAAGAUGUGGCCUUGAGCAUGUGAACAGCACCAACAGGGCAAUGCCUACUGAUCCUUCAAUGGGCAGUGGUUCUAAUAGUAAAAGCAGCAAGAAAUCUACGAAAGAAAAUAUCAACUUAUAUGCUAUUCUAGAAGUAGAUAAGAAAGCAACAGCUGAGGAAAUCAAAAAAUCCUAUCGUAAACUCGCAUUAAAAUAUCACCCGGAUAAAAACCCAAUAGAUCCUGAGGCUUCUGAAAAAUUCAAAGAAGUCAAUAGAGCACAUUCUAUACUAGCUAACGAACAGAAGAGGAAAUUGUAUGACCGGUAUGGAGCUCUGGGGAUUUAUGUAGCAGAGCACAUUGAUGAAGAAGACUGGCAGCCGUACCUGGCUUUACGCAACCCUUGUAUACAGUGCCUUGCUUGUACCUGUUUCUUGUGGACAUGUUGUUGUUGCUUCUUCUGUUGUUGUUGCUGUUGUGGUAAAUAUUAUCCAAAAACUCCCCCUGUUCCCGAUGAAAUGAAUGAAGCUUAUGACGAGUCAAAUUUUGAAAUGCCUAUGAACAAUGAUAGUAAUAUUGCAGAAACUCUUGUGACUAAACAACCAUAUCCAGCUCCAGCUGUCAAUCUGUACACAGUGCCACCAACUACAUCGUCAUCUUCAUGAUUUACUAAGAUUGCAAAAUAAUUGUUAAUAACAAUAGUAAAGUCUAACCUUCCAUAUUUCCUAGAACAAAACCUAGAAUAAAAUUUCCAACUUGUCUUUCUUCAAGGAGGAAGUGUCUUGCACUACAUGUCUUUCUUUAUGUAGCCUUUCUCGUCCUUAAUUUUGUUUAUUUUUUUGUAAUCUCUAUUCUGAUUUUUUUUUAAACUCCCCACCACCACUAAAAAUAGAAAUAUUUUGCUGCCUUUUAACUAAAGGUGGCUUUGGGUAUAUAUAUAAUGUUUCUUAUUUCUUGACAAAGUUUAUUUCUACUGAAAUAUUAUGUAAUGGAUUUAAUCUGAAACGAUUUUGUGACAUAAUUGUAUUCGUCCAAUAUACACACACAUAAUUGUUGACAACGGUUAAUUUGUAUAAAACAUAUUUAUAUCUGGAAAUCACUUGUUGUUUUUUCCUCUUCUAACUUUUCCCCACCCCACCUAAUCAUGAUGAUGAUGAUGGAAUUACAGGUUAUUGCUUGUUAUUAGAAAAUUUCUUCAUCUUUCUGCUUCGUAUAUGAAAUGAAACUUCUUCUUUUUUUUCCUCAGAAACCAAUCUGUUCAUUAAGGAAUGUAAUUUCCAUUUUGUUUUUUAUUCAACAAAUUUAGGUAAUUUAAGUAUUCUAUUUUGUUUUUCAUAUUUUUCUGUGUGAUUCAAAUGAACUAUGAUUGUUUUCAUGAAAAAAGAAGAGAAACAUUUUUCAUUGCUUUC
Schistosoma guineensis is the source of this 1392-nucleotide messenger RNA. The record is from the annotation of a GenBank genome assembly. NCBI's taxonomy places the organism in Eukaryota, Metazoa, Platyhelminthes, Trematoda, Strigeidida, Schistosomatidae.